Messenger RNA from Zootoca vivipara (common lizard), 6609 nucleotides. The record is from RefSeq and is a predicted model, not a curated record. Lineage: Eukaryota; Metazoa; Chordata; Lepidosauria; Squamata; Lacertidae.
AUGGGCCCGGGCACCAGCGCCGCCGCCGCCGGGCUCCCCACUGCAAGCCGGGCCUCGCCGCUGCAGCGUAGCGCGGGGCUUCGCCAUGGAGGAGGCUGCGUGCGUCUUGCGCUAAACAAGGCUGGCGAAGCGGACGGCCGCAGGGAUGUCCCGUCCGCCGCGCCUCUUCCUCCGCCGCCGCGCCCGGAGGAGCAUCCUUUCUCCUGGGCGGCCGCUCCCAGCAAGGCGGCGCCGGCAGAUUCCCUAACCGGGACUGAGGGGAGGAAACAGGAGGAGGUGCCCGUGGAGGCGGAGGCGGCGCUAAAUAACUUUUAUCAUUUAGAGGAAGGAUGUCGUGGUGAUCCAAAUGCAUGGCAGUGCAAAGAUGGAAGCUGCAUUUCUGCUACUUGGCUUUGUGAUGGCAUUAGUGAUUGCACGGAUGGCUCAGAUGAAGAGAAUUGUGUUUGUGGAGAGAAAGUCCCAUGCCGAGGAAACAAGCAAUGCAUUGAUCCCUGGAAAGUAUGUGACCGGCAUAAAGAUUGUGAAGAUGGUUCCGAUGAAGCAAACUGUCCCCCGAAAAACUGCCUGGCUGCACAGUGGCAGUGCAAGAACAGAGUCUGCAUUAUGGAGGACUGGAAGUGCAAUGGCGUAGACAACUGCGGCGACCACUCGGAUGAAGAUGGUUGUGCUUACUGCCCAGAAGGAAUGAUCCAUUGUGAUAAAGGGAAAUGCAUUAUGGAAUCUCUAAUGUGCAACGAAGUGAAAGACUGUUUAGAUGGCACCGAUGAACCCAGCACCUGCGGUAAGAACUGCACUCUGAACAAUGGAGGCUGCAUGCAAAACUGCACUGAGGCUCAUUGGGGUGCCAGGUGUUCGUGUGGUCCUGGCUGGAAUCUUCAUGGCAAUGGUCAAGACUGUACAGAUGUUGAUGAGUGUGCAAUGGCUUACGGUCCUUGUAGCCAGUUGUGCAAGAACACAGUAGGUUCUUUUACCUGUGACUGUGUCCGUGGGUACUGGCUCUCCAACGGAACUACUUGUAGGACUGCAGAUGGUGCUACAAAAAUACUGCUGGCUGUUGGUCGUGAACUUGCUGUCCUGGAUGUAAAAACUCGUGAAUGGAAAGCUCUAGUGUCUACAAGGACAUCACCCAGCUCUGUUGCCUACGACUUGUUAAGGAAAGCCUAUUAUUGGGUUGAUGAAGGAAGAAAGCUUCAUAUCUAUGUGCCAGGAAAAAAUGAGAUGCUUCUGUAUCCAGAUGUCGGCAGUGUCAACAGUAUAUCUGUAGACUGGUUCACAGGGCAGUUAUAUUGGACCAGCAGUGCCCCUGGCGCCAUCUUUGCUGGCUUGAGUGAUGGCAGAGGCUAUGUGAAGAUCCUGGAGAAGAACGUGUUGCCAGAACAACUCGCUACGUUUCCAGAAAAAAGCUACAUGUAUUGGGUGAAUCGUGAACAAGGCAGGACUGUAAUCGAAGCUGCGGGGAUGGAUGGUUCAGACAGACAUGUACUUGCAACCGUAACUGCUGAAGAACCUGUUGGAUUGACUCUUGAUCAUAUAACUAGUAGAUUGUACUGGAUCAGCGCGUAUAAAAAGUCCAUAGAGACGAUCAAGGCCGACGGCACUGGCAGGUACACUUUCCCAGAGAAGCUGCCGAAAGCACGGGCCCCUCUGGGACUCGCUGUGUUUGAGAAUUCGGUCAUUUGGGCAGACAAAGAGCAGUUGCUCUCUGCAUCCCGCACCUCCCCAGGUGUUGCUGUGUUGCUGAACUCUUCAGUGUCUUCAUUCACAGUACUGCAUGAGCUACUGCAGCCUCAAAGUAACACAGCUGCCUGUGCACCUGGAUUGUGUAGCCAUAUCUGCCUUUUGUCACCUGUUCAUCCCAAGGGCUACAGGUGUGCCUGUCCAGAUGGCACUUUCCUCCUGCCUUCAAACCAAUGUGCAGUGCUGAAUGUCUUGUAUUCUACUAACAAGCAAAUCUACCGGCUAGAAGUUGGCCCCAAGGGGACAGUGUUGCAGCAGCAUGCAGUGAUUCAGGAGUGGCCGGAAAACGUCUACCUCCAGGACAUGGACUGGAGCCGGGGAUUCAUCUACUGGACUGAUGACAAAGGAGAACUGAUGCGCUUCACUAAAGAGACGAAAGCAAAACUAAUAAUUCCUACAGGUUCGCCAGUCUGUGAAGCGACUGUUGAUAUAACUUCUGGGGACCUAUACUGGCUAACCUGUAGCAGAACUGAAAUUAAGGUGACUAGUUUUGCUGGCAUGACGACGAAGGUUCUCUAUCGCGCGGAGGCUGCUAUAUGGCACCUGUUCCUAGACUGGAAGAGAGCAUCCUUGUACUGGCUAGAAAGUGGGAAACCAAUUCAGAGGCUGAACCUUGAUGGAAGCAGCAUCAGAGAAGUGGGGAAGGAAGCCUGGACAGAAGAUCUUCCAAUCGCCUUGGACAUAAGCUCGGGUACCUUCCUCUGGGCUUCCAAAGACUUGGGGCUGAAGGUGCUGAACCUCAUCACACACAAGACGUACAGUAUAAAAGAGAGAUGGACCCAUGGCGUGGCAGCUGUAUACGGACCUUACCUGGUGACAUUCAACAAAACAACCGUUGUGAUCUGGAACAGAAGAUCAGGGGUGCCCUCUGCUGUGCAAGUAGCCAAUGUACAGAAAGCAGUGGUGAUCUUUGACACGAAUUUGACAACAGUGCAUGAGUUCUUUGGCUUACCGUUAGUGCCCACUAAAGCUUCGCCGUACUAUUUCAACUGCAGCAGCAAGACCAACAGCACAGACUACAGCAUCAAGGACAACAGUGCUGAGUACUACAACUACAACAACACCCAGGACCACUACAAGGGCAACAACACCCAAGACCACCACGAGGGCAACAACACCCAAGACCACCAUGAGGGCAACAACACCCAAGACCACCACAAAGGCAACAACACCCAAGACCACCACAAAGGCAACAACACCCAAGACCACCAGAAAGGCAACAACACCCAAGACCACCACAAAGGCAACUACCCCCAAGGCCACCAAGACCACAACAGUACCAAAUGUAACCAAUACCACUGUCUUGACGACUGUGUCCUUGGAGACAAAUGCAUUCGCGAGAGGUUCCUUUGUGAUGGGAUUCCACAUUGUCCCGAUGGCUCGGAUGAAGCCCGCUGCUGGGUGCCAACUCCAGAGUGUGCCUUGCGCUGCGAUAACAACAUGCGCUGUGUGCCUGAGAGUUGGUUAUGCGAUGGGAGCCCUGACUGCAGCGAUAGCGCCGAUGAACAGGGCUGCGUUCAUGCAAAGUGCACUGAACAGGAAUUCCGAUGCAGAAGUGGCCAGUGCGUGUCGUACUCCCUGCACUGUGAUGGAGACCGUGACUGUAAGGAUGGCUCAGAUGAAGUAGGCUGCCCAGUAGCCCCAAAGCUACAUUUCUGCCAUUCGGAUGAAGUCAAUUGCCCUAAAAGUGGAGAGUGCAUCCUCAAAGAAUGGCUCUGUGAUGGCGAUAAGGACUGCAAAGAUGAAUCUGAUGAACAGGACUGCAGUUUGCCAGAGCACAAGUGCGGUGACCACCAGUGGCAAUGCAGAAGUUCCGAGUGCAUCCCAGACCUAUGGUACUGUGAUGGGCAGGCUGACUGCAGAGACAGGAGUGAUGAGACUUCCUGCAAGCCGAGGAAGUGCCUGGGCUAUGAAUUCCAGUGUGGCGAAACCUGCAUUAAUUACACUCUGGUGUGCAACGGGAGACCAGACUGUCAAGGUGGAAUGGAUGAAGGCAGGUAUUGUGCCCUUGCAUGCCAGCGGUCGUGUUCCCAGAUCUGCUACAAGUCUCCUAGCGGGCCUAAAUGUGCUUGCUACGAAGGAUUCCGGCUAAGGAGCGACAGGCGCUCCUGCAAAGAUAUCAAUGAAUGUAAAGAGCUGUCGGAGGAGAAAUGCAGCCAGACUUGUGUCAACACAGAAGGAAGCUAUAUGUGCACUUGCCACCCUGGCUACUUGCUGGAACCAGAUGGCCACACCUGCAAAGUAGUUGGCUCUGAGCCGAAGUUGCUUGUUGCGGUUCAGUUCAAUUUGAUCCUAUAUGGAUUAAGGAGCCUGAAAGAAGAUGUUAUAUUGACCACUGAGAAGGACCUUAUUAUCUUUUCGAUCGACUAUGACUUGGUGGAGCAGAAAAUCUUCUGGAUGGACCUCAAUGCCGAAAGUAUUAAGUGGAUGAACAUGAGAAACAAGGAAAGAGGGACUCUAGUUAAAGGAAUCAAAUCGGAUUGCAUAGCAGUAGACUGGGUAGGAAGAAAUCUUUACUGGACAGAUGGGAUGGCAGGACAGAUCAUGGCUACACAGCUAAAUGGUAAAUGGAGAGGAAUUCCUGAGCACACUGUGGUUCUUGAUUACCUGGAUCAGCCUCGGUCACUCGCACUCCACCUGUUGGAUGGGUUAAUGUAUUGGUCUGCAAUAGGGGAUGACUCCAAAAUAGAGCAAGCUGGUAUGGAUGGAAGCAGGAGAUCAGUACUACUUGGUGGGCUUGGCUGGCCCACCAGCAUAACCCUUGACCUCUUGAGCUGGAAAAUCUUCUGGUCUGACGACAAGUUUCACUACAUUGGGUCGGCCUACUUGGAUGGCAGCGGUAUGAAGGUGUUUGAGCUGAAUGAAAUUCAUAGUCCCUUUGCAGUGACUGUCUUUGAGGAUUACGUUUAUUGGUCUGAGAUGAAAACAAGGACAGUACAGAGGCUACACAAAAGGACUGGCAAGGAUAGAUCCGUCCUUAUCAAGCGUCACGGGCAACCAUAUGGACUUAAGAUCCUGCAUGAAGUUCUUCAGCCGGGAGCUCCCAACCCGUGUGCGGGAAAUGGCUGUUCCCACUUGUGCCUGUUGAACCCAGUCAAAAGAGGAAGCUGCCACUGCCCAGUUGGACUCGUGCUUUCAAACGAUGACAAGACCUGCGUUCCUCUGAAGGAGACGGCAUUCAUGUUUCUGGUUGCACAAGCCUCCGUUACUCAGGUCUACCUAAAGAAACUGCGUUCCGUUUCGGGGCAGCUGACCCUCCCUGUCCACAGCACCCUCCCCUUGACCAGCGUCAACCGCUUGGCAGCAGUAGACUAUUCUGUACGUGACAAUGCACUUUACUUCUCGGAGUCUGAAGGUGGCGCCAUAAAGGUCCUAGCUAUGAAGGAUGCCGGGAGAGUUGCUUUGAAGGAAGUCCUGCCGGUCAAGGGCACCGUGAUCUCACUAGCUCUUGACUGGCUGAGUGGCAACAUCUACUGGAUUGACAGCAAGCACCCAUCAAUCCAAGUAGCAACUUCAGAUGGGAGAUACACACUUGUGCUGAUCAGCGAUGGGCUAUCCCAUCCAACUUCUGUAGUUCUGCAUCCCCCAACGGCGGCUAUGUGCUUUGUCGACUCCGGUAACGAACACAGCGCCCUUGGUCCCACAAUAGAAUGUUCUUCCAUGGAUGGGAGCAAGAGGAAGGUUCUCUGGACGACAUCACAGACUCCAGUGGGUUUAACAAUAGUAGAUUAUGGCACCCAGGUCUACUGGGCUGACCAAGCAAAAGGCACUGUGGAAAGCAUUCGGAUGGAUGGGACUCAGUACAGGGUCAUUCGUUCUGGGCUGCGUGGCCUUACACUCUUCACAGCCGGGGAGGGGAUAAUGGUCUGGACAACAACGGCGCGCAAUGGUGCAACGAAGGUGUGGCACAGCAGACUGGGUGAAUUGGAAAACUGGUGGUUUAAAGAAGAGCAGAAACUUGUGGAUAUAAAGAUCUACAGCAAACUCAACCAACAAGGUAGCAGUGGCUGUUCAGAAAAGAAUGGUGGAUGCAGCCACAUUUGCUUGCCAGUUCCGCAAGGGAGAAGUUGCAGAUGCGUCACGGGGUACAUUCUAGAGCAUGGUACUAGAUGCACCAAACCACAAUGCUCGGAGCCGCUCCAAGCCUGCAAGGAUAACAGCAAAUGUAUUGCAAAAGAGCAAGUUUGUGAUGGCAGCAGUGAUUGCUCUGAUGGAUCAGAUGAGAGAGACUGCAACAACGCUCUCAAGAAGAAAGCCCAGCCCACACACCAACCUUCCACACUGCUGCAAACAAAACCCUUUCUUGUUAAGAUAAACACAGUGGCACCCAUCAAAACCACCACCAAGAAGCCUACUGGUGGAACUGCACAUGUACGGCCAGAAGUAAAAAAAUACACGAGAAGGAGUACUACUGCAACAGCGGCAUGGGCACUCGAGCCAAGCAGAAGCCAGAUGACCACAUUACCUCCCAAAAAGAAAUGGAAAGAACCUUCUCUGGUGCAGGGAAUCGUGAGAAGUGGCCUGGAGUCGCAGCCUUGCAGCAGGGAGACCUGCAACAGGAGAGGGGACUGCACUAUGGAGGGCGAUAGAGUGAAAUGCAUCUGCACAUUGGGCUAUAGUGGAGACUACUGUGAGGAGGAGGAGGGGAAGUCUAAGGCGGGUCUCGUUCUGGGCAUCAUUUCCAUCCUACUAAUGGCCAUGGCGGCAGCUGGGACCUUUGUCUACUUCAGGAAGCAAAGAACGCGGCAAAGGACUUCAAGUAUAUCAUCAACUGGACCGCUGACUAGCUACCAGAAGGACAGUGACAAAGAAGACAAUUUCGUUGAAGAUGAAACCUGUAUCAACGCAGCUUAUGAUCCCGAGCAGUGUUAA